This is a messenger RNA of Fomitopsis serialis, 2185 nucleotides long. RefSeq lists its product as uncharacterized. The transcript has 3 exons. Bases 131 to 1744 code for a protein of 537 amino acids. NCBI's taxonomy places the organism in Eukaryota, Fungi, Basidiomycota, Agaricomycetes, Polyporales, Fomitopsidaceae. The record is from RefSeq and is a predicted model, not a curated record.
GGGUCGUCGACCUGCAAGAGACUCCCUCUCCAUCCACGUCCACCAACGCCUCCUCCCCGUCCCCCACGACGUCCACGACCCUCCGCACGACGACGACCGCCUUUUCACCACCCACCAGCAAGACCCAGACAUGCCCUCGGCCUCAAACUAUGUCCCAGACGUGCUCUGUCGCCGCAUCCAGGACGGCAUCCGCGCGGUCACGCAGCGGCUGCACAGUAGACGACACAUCACCGACCGUUCAACAACAGACCGAAUACCUAGCAAACGACGCUCGGCUUUCCGCUACCGCUCACGACAAUCGUUGAAGCUGCCCUACAUCCCGCCAGAACUAUGGGGUGUCAUCAUUCAGCACGCCUGCGUAUUCGAGUACGACCCGCUGGACACGGAGCAGGAACUAUCCUUCUUGGAGAUGUCGACAUCCGCCCAGCUCGCGACGCAUCGAGCUGCCAUGCAAGUGAAGCUCACGCUGUCGCUCGUUUGCAAGGAGUGGAACGCGCUGAGCCGGCCAUUCGUGUACGAGUUCGUGUGGAUCAGUCAUGCGGUACAGGCCAAGCUGCUCGCGCGGACGCUCAUCAUGGAGUUCGUGGAAGGCUUGGAGUGCAGCGGGAAGUACCUCCGGCGCCUGCAUAUCGAGACGCCUGCGCUGGAGCGCUGUGCGCCGGCGGACCUCCGGACAAUCCUAGACUACUCGCCCCAGCUUUUCAUCUUCUCCGACCACCAUUCCGUACAACGGAAUCUGUUGACGGGCGUGCAGGACCCCCGAUGUAGUCCGGAGGAGAUCUUGCGACUGGUCGCUCACCCGAAGAUCCGGAGACUGAGCUGGACGUGCUACGACGAUACGCCGUUCGAGCUGCGGAUGCACCCACUGGAGACGAACCUCGCGACGCGGCUAGAGUACCUGGAGCUCUCAUGCUGCUCGCCAAACUUCCGCUCGAUCAUCGCCGAGUCGUUCGCGCAGCCACAGGCGCACUCACGCGGCGCGACGAUCGACAUGAACGUCUCCUUGCCGUCUCUGCGCGCGCUGAAGGUCUCACUGGACAACAACACGUUCGCGGCCCUCGCGUCGUGGGACAUGCCCAAGCUGACGAACUUGUCGGUGUUAUCCUCGGACUUCAGCUACACCGGCGCGGGUUUCGCGGCGUUCUUCCAGGCGCACGGAGCGAAGCUGCGGCAGCUUGAGCUCGGGCACUCGUCCGCCCUCGUAGAGGAGCACUAUCUCACGACGCCCCAGCACGUCCUUCAGAUGCAGCACGCGUCGCCGCGCCCAGUGUCGCUCGCGGAGUGGUGCCCUAACCUGCGCGAACUGAUCUGCUCGGCGGAUGCGGAGUGGCACUGGCAGAGCCCCGAUUGGAUCGCGCCGCAUAUCCUCCUCCCGGCGCACCCCCGUGUCGAGCUCAUCGGCAUCCGAGACAUCGAUACACGCCUACGGGAAGAUCCGGACGUCCCCGGUGCGGACACGCCGUACUUCCCGCUGUUCGAGCAGCUUUCGUCGUUGCUGCGGUGCGACGCGUUCCCGAGUCUGCGGUAUGUGCGGGACAUGAGCGAAGAGAGCCACCGGAUGCGCAUGGUCCAGCCGGACAAGCGCGUGCACGCGUUUUGGAGCAAGGUCGUGCGCGCGUGCCAGGAGCGCGCGGUCUGGCUUGAGGACUGCGCAGGCGUGAACAUCACGCAGCGCAACCUCCAGCGCGCCGCGGCGCUGCAGAAGACGACCCAGUCAUACAUCGAGGCGUUCCGCUCGCGGUAGGCCCGCUGGGACCGAUUGUAUACCCCCUUCCUCUGGCUCUUACGCCCUUGCAUACCAAUAUUUACGACAACUGUUUAUGCCCUCGGCGACGACGCAAUCAAGCAAGAAGAAGACCGCAAUUACCCAUGUUCCCUGCAUAUAUCCCACUCACACACAGUGCAUGUCCAUUCUACGACCAUGGUUACCCAUUUGUACGCAUCUCAUGUGCUGUAUCGUCUGACAUCCUAGCUGGCUUCGUUAUCCAGCCGUUCUCGUGCAUUUUCAUACGUUUCAUCAUCCUUGGGUCAGCAGGUGACAUGCUGGUGUGCGGUUACGACCUUUCAAGUUCUAUUACUUUCGGCGAUUUGGAUGUGCGCCGCUCCUUUUCUUCAAUCUUCGGCUGUCUAUGGACCUCGGUUGGAUUUAUCGAUUUGAAGUAGAGUUUUGGCGGUACAAAAUGAU